This is a messenger RNA of Acanthosepion pharaonis, 1749 nucleotides long. Lineage: Eukaryota; Metazoa; Mollusca; Cephalopoda; Sepiida; Sepiidae. The record is from the annotation of a GenBank genome assembly.
AUGCAACUCCAGGUAAUAUUCACUCAAGUCAUACACCUAUCUAUCUAUCUAUCUAUCUAUCUAUCUAUCUAUCGUUGUCAUACAUCUAUCUAUCUAUCUAUCUAUCUAUCUAUCUAUCUAUCUAUCCUUGUCAUACAUCUAUCUAUCUAUCGUUGUCCUACAUCUAUCAAUCUAUCUAUCUAUAUAUCGUUGUCAUACAUCUAUCUAUAUCAUACAUCUAUCUAUCUAUCUAUCUAUCUAUCUAUCUAUCUAUCUAUCUAUGUCAUACACCCAUCUAUCUGUCUGUCUGUCUAUCUAUCUAUCUAUCAAUGUAUCGUUGUCAUACAUUUAUCUAUUUAUCUAUCUUUGUCAUACAUCCAUCUAUCUAUCCAUCUAUCUAUCGUUGUCAUACAUCUGUCUAUCUAUCUAUCUUUGACAUACAUCUAUCUAUCUAUCGUUGUCGCACAUCUAUCUAUCGUUGUCAUAUAUCCAUCUAUCUAUUUAUCUAUCUAUCUUUGUCAUACAUCUAUCUAUCUAUCGUUGUCAUCCAUCCAUCUAUCUAUCUCUCGUUGUCAUACAUCUAUCUAUCUAUCAUUGCCAUACAUCUAUCUACUAUCGUUGUCAUACAUCUAUUAUCUAUCUAUCGUUGUCAUACAUGUAUCUAUCGUUGUCAUCCAUCCAUCUAUCUAUCUCUCGUUGUCAUACAUCUAUCUAUCUAUCUAUCUAUCAUUGUCAUACAUCUAUCUACUAUCGUUGUCAUACAUCUAUUUUCUGUCUAUCGUUGUUAUAUAUAUAUCUGUCUAUCGUUGCCAUACAUCUGUCUAUCUAUCGUUGUCAUACAUCUAUCUAUUUAUCUAUCAUUGUCAUACAUCUAUCUAUCGUUGUCAUACAUCUAUUAUCUAUCUAUCGUUGUCAUAUAUCUAUCUAUCGUUGCCAUACAUCUGUCUAUCUAUCGUUGUCAUACAUCUAUCUAUCGUUGUCAUACAUCUAUCUAUUUAUCUGUCAUUGUCAUACAUCUAUCUAUCGUUGUCAUACAUCUAUUAUCUAUCUAUCGUUGUCAUAUAUCUAUCUAUCGUUGCCAUACAUCUGUCUAUCUAUCGUUGUCAUACAUCUAUCUAUCGUUGUCAUACAUCUAUCUAUUUAUCUAUCAUCGUCAUACAUCUAUCUACCGUUGCCAUACAUCUAUCUAUCUAUCGUUGUCAUGCAUCUAUCUGUCUAUCGUUGUCAUAUAUCUAUCUAUCGUUGUCAUACAUCUAUCUAUCGUUGGCAUACAUCUAUCUAUCUAUCGUUGUCAUACAUCUAUCUAUCUAUCUAUCUAUCUAUCGUUGUAAUUAUUGCAUCGCUCGAGCUAGCUAUUUGCCUUUCCAUCCUUGGUGCGUUCGCCUCUCUCUCUCUCUCACACAAACCGCCACUCUCUCUCUCUCUCUCUCACUCUCUUCUUUCUCCGCCAUUGAUCCCUUCCUUCCUUUAAUAUCUCUCCCCGUCUCUCGUCUAUCUAUUCCUUCUUUUCUUCGUUCCUUCCUCUCUUCAUUUCAUAUUCGUCCGCACGUCGGUCUGCUCAUUGUCUUGGUGUCUCUCUAUUUCUCUCUCUCUAUCUCUCUUUCUCUCGCGGCGCGCGGGCGCGUACGCACAGGUUUCAUUCGAUUAACCUUUUCUUUGUUUUUACGUUCAUUUAAAUUCCUCUCUUUCUUUCUUUCUUUCUUUCUUUCUUUCUUUCUUUCUUUCUGUUCGAAUUCAACGACCUCUGAACAUCGCCAAAUGGGAAGCUGA